GAUCCGAGUAGGGUCACCGCCCCCCGGCUAGACUCCGUCCGCGGUCAGCAAUCUCUCACACUAAGUUGGUCGCACGGUGAUGUUACCGUCGGGGGUGGACAGAUGCGCGGCCGACGGCUCUCCGCGGCUCUCCUCACCGACCCGGUGGGGACUCCCCCGCUUUCUUAUCCCCCGAUCCCGGCAUCUCCUGCAAAAAAACUCCCCCACCGCCAUUCGCCCCUUCCAUCUCGAAACCAUUCGCCCCUUCCAUCUCGAAACCCUGACCCUUAUUGUCGCCGCCGGAUUCCGAUCGAUCCAUGGAUCCCGGCCCCCACGGGUACCGCCACCACCCGACGCCGCCGACGCACGCCGGUGGCGCCGGAGGGAGGGAGGACUGCUGGAGCGAGGGUGCGUCGGAGGCGCUGAUAGAGGCAUGGGGGGACAGGUACCUCCAGCUGAGCCGGGGGAACCUCCGGCAGAAGGACUGGAAGGAGGUCGCCGACGCCGUGAACGACCGGCAGGAGGCUCUCGGAAAGACCCGGAAGACGGACGUCCAGUGCAAGAAUCGGAUAGACACCCUCAAGAAGAAGUACAAGCUCGAGAAAUCGAAGCCCGGACCGUCUCAGUGGCCCUUGUUCUCGCGCCUUGACCUCCUCAUCGGCCCCAACUCUGCUCCAUCUCUCAAGAAGCCGAAUCCUUCCGGUGCCCCCUUCAUCAAAGCCCACUACCCCCAACCCAAUUCCCACCGGCACCCUUCCCUCACCUUUACCAUCAAGCCCCGGAACCCUAACCCUAAUGCUGCGGUCUGCUCGGACGGGUCGAUGAACUCGCCGGGAUCCUCUGAGAGCUCCCGUGGAGAAUUUGGCCGUGUCGGGGAUGAUAACGAUGACGAGGAUGAUGAGGAUGAAGACGAGGAGGAUGGCGAUAAUGGGUUGUCUGAUGUUGUGGCUGCAAGAAAGCGGCGGAGGAGUUGGGGGAGUUUGGGUGGUGGUGGUGGGGAGGAGGAGGCUUUGGGGGAGUUGGCGAGGGCCAUUGUGAAGUUUGCGGAGGUUUAUGAGAGGGUGGAGAGAUCAAAGCAUCAGCAGAUGAUGGAGCUGGAGAGGCAGCGGAUGGAGUUUGCGAAGGACAUUGAGUUCCAGCGGAUGCAGAUGUUCAUGGACGCUCAGCUUGAGCUCGAGAAGAUGAAGCGGCCCAAGCAUGCAUCGGGAUCUGGGAAAAGGUUAUAGUGGAGAGUUCGAGCUCCCUGUUUGCAUUGCCAGCUAAUGUAUUGAUAUUGAUAAUACUCUGGUAAUAGCUGAAUUAACUAGUGCUCUGCAGCAAUCGUGAAGCAGCAGCGGUGUCCAUCGGAUUUAUGUUGGUUACAAAAGAUAAUUUAGCCAUGUCAAUUAAUGUAUCUUUGGAUUAUUUCUUGGUGUAAUUUACUGUAGACAUCGGCGGUGUUGCAUUCAUUAUUAACAGUAUUGAAUCUGUACAACAAAUUUUGAUACGGGUCCGUAGUUGUCAUAUAUUAAACGGAUGCAUGCUGCUCUGCACUACCAAGAACAGUUGAUGUUAAUUUUUUAUCCGCAAGACGGUUGUCUUUAUUUUCCCUUUCCUUAUCAUUUUGUUUGCUUAUUUAUUGGAAGAUGGCAAUCAUGACUCAU
Messenger RNA from Elaeis guineensis (African oil palm), 1622 nucleotides. Its product is annotated as trihelix transcription factor ENAP1. Gene Ontology annotation, cellular component: nucleus. Gene Ontology annotation, molecular function: transcription cis-regulatory region binding. The record is from RefSeq and is a predicted model, not a curated record. Lineage: Eukaryota; Viridiplantae; Streptophyta; Magnoliopsida; Arecales; Arecaceae.